GGCCCAUGCGUGAUUGUUGGAACAGUUUGUCCAUGGAGCUGCAGUGAUUGGUCCAGAGCAGCAGUGAUGUCACCACUCUCUCUGAUGUCCUGACCGGUGCUGCAGCCGCGUUCAGCUCAGAGAAAGAAACAGAGAAACAGAGAGAGAGAGAGAGAGAGAGAGAGAGAGAGAGAGAGAGAGGUUCCGGAUGGAGUUGGCACAAGACUGGAGUAAAACCGUGGAUCGUUUGCCCGUGACAGACUGGACCCGCUUCCUUGCACUGCCUUGAUGAACUCGCCCUGGUCCUGCUCACAGCCCAGCAGCCCGUCAUGGGGGACGGUGGUGCGUCCACGCAGGUGAACCUCCAGAAUGGCACGGGGAGCGACGCAUCCGACGCAGAAGGUUCCUCCACCGCCGCGUCCGAGCAGUGGAUGGCCGGGAUGAGCUUGGUGAUGGGUUUGAUCGUGUUAUCUAUCGUGUUCGGGAAUAUCCUGGUCAUUGUGGCCAUCGCCAGGACGCAGAGGCUGCAGACGCUCACUAAUGUGUUCAUUGUGUCCCUGGCCAGCGCGGACCUGAUCAUGGGGCUGCUGGUGGUUCCAUUUGGCGCUGCGCUCGAAGUGCGCGGCUCCUGGUUGUACGGCUCCUUUUUCUGCGAGUUUUGGAUUUCCGUCGACGUCCUCUGUGUCACAGCCAGUAUCGAAACCCUGUGCGUAAUCGCCAUAGACCGGUACGUGGCCAUCACAUCGCCUUUCCGUUACCAGAGCUUGUUAACCAAAGCCCGGGCUAAGGCGGUGGUGUGCGUGGUGUGGGCCAUCUCUGCGCUCGUCUCCUUCCUACCCAUCCUCAUGCACUGGUCCCGGGACAGCGUGGACACAGCCUGCUACGAUGACCCCAAAUGUUGCGACUUUGUCACCAACAGGGCAUACGCCAUCUCCUCAUCCAUCAUAUCUUUUUACAUUCCUCUGCUGGUCAUGAUAUUUGUUUACGCCCGCGUGUACCGAGAGGCAAAAAAACAGCUGAGGAAGAUUGACAAGUGCGAGGGCAGGUUUCACAACACUUUAACCGGCCUGACAUCCAAGUGCAAGAAGAGGCCAUCUAAAAUCCUGGCUCUCAGGGAGCAGAAAGCGCUCAAAACACUGGGUAUAAUCAUGGGGACGUUCACCUUAUGCUGGCUGCCCUUCUUUAUAGUCAACGUGGUGCGGGUGUUUUGCGCAGAAGUGGUGGACAAGAACCUUUUCGUCUUUCUGAACUGGCUCGGGUAUGUCAACUCGGCCUUUAACCCUAUCAUUUACUGUCGGAGCCCGGACUUUAGGAAGGCUUUUAAGAGGCUGCUGUGCUGUCCGAGGCAGGCGGACCGCAGGCUGCACAUCAGCUCCUGUGACCUGUCCAGGUGCGGAGGAUUCGUGUCGUCUCUGGAGCCGGGCGCACUGGGGAUGUGGACCGAAUGUGCCGGGUUGGACAACAGUGACAGCAGCCUGGUGGGCACGGCAAAGCUGUCCCACUCUGAGUCCAACCUGUAAAGGAUGGAUGGAUAGAGGUUUUCUGUCAGCAGCCUGGAAAGAAACGGUGCCAGAAACGUGCGUCGACUCUUAUUUGUUCUAUUGCAAUAUCUUCUUUCUUCUUUUUAUUUUUAUUUUUUUUUUCUUGGUAAAGGUAUGCGUAAGAGCUUAAAGUGUCAUAUUUUACGCGCAUCAAAAAAAAGUAAAUCCUGAAACCAAAUUACGAGAUAUUUUGGAAGUCAUAGCUGAAAAUGUCGUUUCCAUUACGCGCCACUUUUCUCCAAAAGUUAGUGCGUAAAAAACGAUUUAAUUCACUAAAUCCGUCGAUCAUCCUAAAUGUUUUUAUGAAUGUAAAGCCUUGGUAAUAACUCUGAAUGGGGAACUCCACUCUGAAUGAAGGUUCGGCUCUUUUACGCACAGAGCGCACGAACUGCAGUGGUUCAUUCCUGCAGUUUUCGGUUUAUUUCUUCUUCUUCUGUCGGGUUCGUGGCGGGUCACAGUUUAUUUCCCUUCAGCUGACCAGCUCAGGCUCACUCAAAUAAACAGUUAUUUAAAGCGGUGAGCAGGAACAAGGCUUUUGUCGAGUCUGUAGUUAUAUAGUGCUCACAAUGUGUCUUUUUUUUUUUUUACCUCACAGCCAUCGGUAAGUGCAAUUUGUACGACAUGUAUUUGUUUAUAUUAAACAUUUAUGUAAUAUAGACUUGUAUUUAUUCUGCGCUGUCUUUUACAACUGAACAAUUCAAUCUGGGGAGUCUGUUCAGCGGGGCCUGAUCCACGCCCUUUGUACAUAUUAUAGUAUGUGAUGUUUAGUACUGAACUGAGGAAUUUGAGCCUCUGUUUUUCUGUCUCAUUAAAGCUUACAUGCUGUUGUGAGGUGGCUUGUUGACUACUGUGAAAUAAAAGGAAGUUUCAUUGUUA
Molecule: messenger RNA, 2396 nt
Organism: Sphaeramia orbicularis (orbiculate cardinalfish)
Lineage: Eukaryota; Metazoa; Chordata; Actinopteri; Kurtiformes; Apogonidae
Gene: adrb1
Product: adrenoceptor beta 1
Exons: 1
Coding region: 309-1499 (396 amino acids)
Biological process (GO): norepinephrine-epinephrine-mediated vasodilation involved in regulation of systemic arterial blood pressure; adenylate cyclase-activating adrenergic receptor signaling pathway; positive regulation of heart contraction
Cellular component (GO): plasma membrane
Molecular function (GO): beta1-adrenergic receptor activity
Source: RefSeq, a predicted model, not a curated record